Molecule: messenger RNA, 11913 nt
Organism: Diabrotica virgifera virgifera (western corn rootworm)
Lineage: Eukaryota; Metazoa; Arthropoda; Insecta; Coleoptera; Chrysomelidae
Exons: 13
Coding region: 334-3474 (1046 amino acids)
Molecular function (GO): protein binding
Source: RefSeq, a predicted model, not a curated record
AAUCGUCUUUAAGAAAAGUUUUUAGUGCUGUCAGUGCCGCCAACUUGAUAAGUUUAAAAAAUAAGCGCAAAAUCUCGCAUCAAGCGCGCGGUGACGGAUUACGGAGCGUUGCGUCAUAUGUGAAAGUAUUUUUUGUAUUGUGAUUGCAGUGCUGAUUUACGGAGUCUUUGGUUUCUGGUACCUGUCACAAUAAAUAGAUAUUAUAGAAUAAUUUAGUUAGGUACAUUACUUCACAAUAUAGUCAUUAACGAAUUAGCAUAGUCUUAAAAGUAUCCAUUGAUCACAAUUUCCAAAAGAAAAGAUUUAAAAUAUUCGGAAGAAUGUCGCCAUGUGAUGGCCACUGGUCGUACUGUACGGCAAGUGAAACAUGGGGAACGACUAAGAAGGUCCCAGACAUCUUUAAAUCCAGUUUCAGCACCCGACAUAGAAAUUAAGGCUGGGGAUGUGGCUCGAGUGGUUAAAACAAAAAAGUUGGCCGAGGUGGAUGGCUAUGGGCCAUAUAAACCAGUACCACCACCAAAACCACUACCUCAACAACCAGGAGUCGUACAAGAACAACAAUCUUCUAGCAGCACUCCACCUCCCUACAGAAUGCCCCCGUAUCCGUUGUACAAUGAACCAAGCAUACCCGGCGCCACUGUGCUAGAUCCACCCAUAGCCACCUCUAGUCCUGCCCCUCAGGGUCUCCAUACACAUUCCAGUAAAUUUCCGAUUGAAAGAGAAGUUAUACUAUCCAGUACCGACAAAAACUCCAAAAUACCUAUUCUCCACGACUACAAAAAAAGAAGCAAAACGGCUGUUGCCCCGGACGUCCCUCCCAAACAGAUGGCUGCUUGGACACAAAAUCAAGUCCAAAAUCACCAAAUUCUACCAGACCAGACACACUCCGGUUUAAUCCAAACUAUUCAACAAACUGCUGAUACCAAUGGAUCUCCAUACCGGUCCAACUAUCACCAAAUCCAAGACUACUACAACGGCCAAAAUAUCAACCCUACAGGCGCUGUGCCCAGAACAGCUUGGCACGCCCCAGCAGACAAUAAUAAACCCUUGCCUAGGUCCCUACCCACCAACGAAGACUUUUCCGUUAUCACUCACAAUCCCCAUUCACAAAGUGUAGCUGUACAAAUAGAAAAUAAAGAUGUAGUCCAGAAAGAUCAGAAAAACAAAACCAUGGCAAAGACCUACAAUACUAUCAAAGAUAUGUUAUCAAGUAGAUUUAAAAGCAAUAAGGAUAGUGACGAUAGAAUGGAAGAAAGUGGUUUGAACAACGUAGCUGAAGAGCUUAGGAAAUCUCAAGGAAAUGUUGCUGAUGAGGGAAGUGGCAAGAAACAAUCACAGGAACAAGGAUACUCUAAACCACCCGUACUGCCACCACAAUAUAGCCAGAACUACAUGCAACAGCAAAUGUUAGCGCAGCACGCCCAACAACAGUACCAACAGCAGUUAAAGAACCAACAAUACUCUCAACACAUAGCUCAAGCCAGAUCUCAGGAAAUGCUCAAUCAACAACAAGCUGAAGAGCAACUUUAUUACCAAAGUAAUUAUGUGGCCACUCCCCAAAGACGACAAGUACCUGUUCCUGGAAGGGAAGGAAACUAUGUUCCUAUGCAAUCGCAUGUCCAGACCUCCCCUGAAAAACGUAGCGCUCAACAACUAGAGCGUGAUAAUCUUCGCCAAAGAAGUUUCGAAACGAGAAGAGCAGCUUCUCAACCACAACUAGCCUACGAUGACGAGGUUCAAGAAGAACUACCGAAUCGUAAGCCUCAACCGCAGAUUCCGACGCCUAUGCGACGAGGAUCUUAUGGAAAUAUUGUAGAGGCACAAACGAAGCAUGAAGAGAAAGAUAGUGACGAUGGUGGAUUUCUAAAACGAAAAGGUUCGCAGGAGAGGCGGCUGGAUCCUCCAGGAAGUGAUAAAAAUGCUAGAAGUGAAGCAGUUAACGAACAUAAGAAAGAUGAGGACCACAAAAUAAACGAUGGACUUCAAGGAAGUCCAAGAAAGAGGUUAGAAGGUGAAAUUGGUAAAAUUGAAGGUGUGUAUAAUAUAGGACAACGAUCAGCAAAAACGGAAGAAGAAAAUAAAAUUGGAAAGAAAAACAACCCUAGUUCUGCCACAUCAUCGGACUACGAUAAAACUGGUGGUCAGUCUUCAUCAAAUAUUGAUUCUGGUAGAGGUAGCGCCGCCUACAGCAGUGGCCGUAGACCAGGACCAUUGGAUUCAAAUAGUGAUCACUUUGAUUCUGUACCUAUAAGUAGUAGAGCAAAGUAUAGGGAGAGCCAUGAUACCGGCCAUGAUUCUGAAUGGGUGGACAUAGUAGAAAAUGAACUGAGACAUAUUCUGGAACCUAAACUACAUGAACUCUCUAUUCAAAAUAAUCCUGGUAAACCGCAUUCUAUGCUGAGCGAGAGUGUAUCAUCCAUGACACCACCACUGCCUCCUCUAUCGCCUGGCGACCAAUCGUCACCUAAUACUACACCAAGGAACUCGGCAAGAUACAAACAUAGCAGUUUACCUUGUGGGAGUAGACCUGAAUAUGAAAGUUACAAGGGAAAAAGUCACUUAAGGAAUAUACCAAGUGAUUCCAGAUGGAAUAACAGCUCUCCUCAGAAACAUAGAUCUCAGAAAAAAUUGGAUCAUAAUGCUAUAUUACGAGGAAAACAAAUUUUUGGUUUGGACAACACAGAUAUGACCUCUACAACAACAAGAUCUAUGGAUUUAGAGUCGAUAUUAGACGGCCAAAGUGACUCUGACGAAGAUCUGAGCACGACUGAUGCUAGGGCAAUAAGAAAACAACUUGAAGGAUUAGAAACUAUGUACUCGGAGGUUUUAAAACUGCUAGGUGUCAAAAAGCAUCCAGCAAAAUAUCAGCCCAAUGAUCCACGAUUUACAAAAAGAAGAUACGGGAGCAUGUCGUCGUUGCCGUCAAGUUCUGUUAGUAGUCGACCUAUUAGAGAUAAAAGAAGAGCUAAUGAGGACAGAAAGAAAGUCAGAGACAUUCGAGGUAUAAACAAAAGGUUCCAAAGACUGGAAUCACACGUUGUGACUCUAGCCCGCUCUGUAGCCCAUCUAUCUUCGGAGAUGCGCACGCAGCACUUAAUGAUUCAAGAAAUGGAGAGCAUUCGAAGUGAAAUCGCUGCCCUAAGGACGCAAACAAACAUGCUCAAUGUCCGAGCGCAGAACGCUGCCCGAGCUGUCAGUUCAAAGGAUUUGCCGGUUUUAGCAAAUCCGGCGAGAGUUAAAAAGCUGACGAAGUUUUUUGGAGAUGAGCCGCCAUUGUUAAGAUUAUUUUUAAAAAAAUUAGGAUACGAGAAAUAUGCAACGAUAUUUGAAACGGAGAGAAUAGGAAUGGUUGAACUGCCAUAUUUAAGUGAAGAGCGACUUCAAAAGAUGGGAUUGCCCCUAGGGCCUAGGCUACGAAUAAUGCAGGAAGCUCAAAUAUCAGUUUGUAAAGAUAAUACACUGUGUAUAGUUUAGUGAGUAACGCCGCUGGCUGGAAACUGGUGGAAAGUACGAAAGAAAAAUGAAAAUUCCUUAUUUAUGUAGGGUUAAGUUUCGACUCGCGCAAAUAGAUGGCACGACCACAUAAAUUUCGAUAAAAAAUUCCAGAAUAAUUAUUAUAGUACGGGUUCCGAUUAUAGGUCGAUCUGUGCCCAUCUGCUUUCCAGAUGAAACAUUUCUUUUAUUAAAUUUCAUGCAUAUUAUUUCUAGCAUGGGUUGCCUGUCAUCGUGUCAUAGAUGUUUAAGGAGGGCCGUAGGGGUUGAAAUCAAUAUUUCAAACACAUUCUUUUUGAAAGUAUGGUAGAGUUAUUUUAUUUUUAAAUUAAAUAGGCAUAUUCAGUAUAAGCCAUAGAUUAUUCAAGAAAAAAAUUAAAGGAAAAAUAUUGAAAAAUAAGCCAACGGUGGCAAAUUUUUGAAGACACCUCAAAAUAUAAUGAAUUUUGCGGUGGACAUCAGAACUCAUCAUUGGAUCAUGGUAUGUAAACAAAAAAUUCAAAAAUAUUUUAUUAGCUUAUGAGUUUUUCAAGCUAACGCUGUCGAGUUUUUUAGUUUUAUCGAAUUUUGACUUUUUGCUAACACUCAGAAGUCAAAACAAUGAUUUUUUUUGCAAAAAAGGGUGAAAAUCAACAUAUCGUUCAUUUCAAAGAAGAGGGUUACAUCUCAAAAUGUUACAAGUUUUUUUUAUUGCAUCAAUACCUUCCAAAUAAUGACUUCUACUAUGGAAAAAAUAGUUACAUGUGUAAGUACACUAGUCUCCGAGAGAUGGCAGAUGUAACUCUUUGGUUUUCCCCUAACUGUCUCUACAAAACGUUAUUCGCUUUACAGAAUAUAGUUAUAUCUUGGAAUAUAGUAGACAAAAAUAAGUUAAUUUAAUUAAAGGGGUGAUUUAUUUUUGGGAUAUAGAGUUACAAGUAAAGAUAUAGCCAUUUUUCUUAACAGUUAUAACACUAAAAGUGAACAGUAUGUUCUGAUCGAAGGAUACUUACUUAGUUGUAACUUUUUUUGAAUAAUUCAUCAUAAAAAAGGAGCAACAUAAUGUGCGUAAAAGUAGUUUUGUGAAAUGUAACCUUAUUCUUCAAAUUUAUUUUGUCAUAGCUAUGUGAAUUAUCUUUUUUUGCAUUGGGUUAAUUAUUAUAAAUGAAACUCUGUAGUAUUAUUUAAGGAUUAAUCUAAUUUAACAACAAAUGCUUGUUGUGUUUAAUAGAGAAACGCAAUGUUUUCCUGAAUAAUAUUUAAGUUUUCACAAAAAUUUGUAAAGAAAAACAAUUAUUACUAUUAUUGCUUUAUGUUUCAUUUUGUUUUGUAUAAAUAAAGGAUACGAACUAUGUAUUUAAUUAGUUUUUUUUUUAUUUUUUUUUAAUAAGUUUUUUAAAUCAUAAUGCAUAUAAUGGCAUUUUUAAUAAUACUUUAUUAAUACAAUUCCUAAAAUGUAACUUUAUGAGCAAACAUAAUGUAUUAAAAAGAUAAUAUUUUUUUAUUCAAGAAGGUUAUAUCUAAGUUUUUUUUUCUAAACCUGAUAUCUGAAAAAAGAAAUCUAUCAUACUCGAUCAUUAAAUCCUAUAAUAUUAAUAAAAACUGUACAAAAUAAAUGAAAUAAACUAAUAUGAAUUUUAAAACCUUUCUACUGAAAAAGUGAAAAUUCUUAGUUAUAACCCUCUUAUUCCAAAUGAACGAUAUUUAUUAUCGUUAAACAAAAAAUAAGCAUAAAACAAAAAAUAUCUCAACAUCGUUACCUCAAAGAACGUCUAAAAAUACAUACAAAAUUCCAGGCGAGUUGGUCAAGUAGUUUUUCAGUUACAAUGUCUACAGGCUUUGAAAAGAGCAGCUUUGAGGAAAACCGUUUAAAGUAUUGUCAACUUUUAUUUUCAGUUUCUUUUUUGUCUGUCAAAUCGUAAAGUGAUGCACAUCGGAAUAUGUUUUUAAAUCGCGGGGUAAUUUACAAAAGAAAAUGAGAACAGCUGUUGACCGUUUCUCACUACGCUCAAGCGCGCUGGCGUGAAGCUGCUGCAAAGCGAGUCGAAGGUAGGGAGAUAGUAUUGAAUAUCCCUAUCUUCCACUCGCUUUGCAGCAGGUUCAUGCCCGCACGCUUGAACGUAGUGAACACCGGUCAACAGCUGUUCUCAUUUUCUUUUGUAAAUUACUCCGCGAUUAAAAAAAAUAUUCCGUUGUUCAUCAUUUUACGAUUUGACAGACAAAAAAAAAUUGAAAAUAAAAGUUGACAAUACUUUAAAAGCUUUUUCCUCAAAACUGCUUUUUUCAAAGGCUCUAGACAUUUUAAUUCAAAAACUACUUGACCGACCCGCCUGAAAUUUUGUAUAUAUUUUCUGUAGACAUUCCUUGAGGUAACGCUGUCUAAAUAUUUUUUGUUUCAUGCUUAGUUUUUGUUUAACAAUAAUAAAUAUGUUGAUGAUUUUUACCCUUUUUUCCAAAAACAAUGGUUGUUUUGACUUCUGAGUGGUAUCAAGAAGUUAAAAGUCGAUAAAACUAAAAAACUCGACCGCGUUACCUCGAAAAACUCAUAAGGAAAUAAAAUCUGUUUGAAUUUUUUGUUUACCAUGAUCCAAUGAUGAGUUCUGAUGUCCACCGCAAAAUUCAUUAUAUUUUGAGGUGUCUUCAAAAAUUUGCCACCGUUGGCUUAUGUUUAAAUAUUUUUUCUUGAAUAAUAUAUGAAUCAUACUGGAUAUGCCUAUUUAAUUUAAAAAUAAAAUAAUUCUACCAUACUAAAAAAAAAUGUUGUAGUAAAGAAAAGAGAGACGUUCUCACAAACAAUUUAUUUUACAACUGACGACCGGUUUCGCUGUCUACAAUAUUCACAGCAUCUUCAGGUCACGGUAAAAGUAAAAUUAAAUGCUACAAAUAACAAAAAACCAGAGUUAGUUAAGUGGUCUGGUUGAAAUCAAAGAGUAAUGAUCAAGCCAAUAUUAAAGUAUAUUAUGCAUACAUAUAAAUGCUAACAUGUACGUAAAUAUGGUUUACAACCCUCACACUCACAUACAUGCACGCAUUCAAAUGUAGUGGCAACAAAAGUAUGUUAAGUAUAAGUAUAAAUAUAAAAUAUACACUUACUUUCCGGUAUAAGGGAAGAAAAUAGUGGUAUUCAAUAUCAUACUUUUUCUCUAUAUUAUGCUAAAGGGAGAGACGGUAGAGGGACAGAUUUGAAUGUAAUGCAUUAACAAAACCAAAAUAAUUGGCAGGAUCUUGAGGGGAUAAGUAAGGAAACACGACAUUAAACCGUGAAACCAAAAAAUUGUUAGUUAUAUAUAAAGUGAUGUUAUUUUAUAUAUGUGUGUAUAUUUUAAUUUAGUUGGGAUUAUUAGAUGUUGUUCUGGAUGUUCAAGAACUAAUAGAUGUAAGAUUGGUUGUGCAAUUGUUGUGAUUGUUCAUUUAAAAAAAAUGUGUUUGAAAUAUUGAUUUCAAACCCUACGGCCCCCUUUAAAUAGCUAUUACACGAUUUUGAUAAGCAACCCAUGCCAGAAAUAUUUCUCUAUGUAUGAAAUUUAAUAAAAAAAAUGUUUCAUCCGGAAAGCAGAUUGGUACAGAUCGACCCAUAGACUCCAAUAUCAGUUUGUAAAGAUAAUACACUGUGUAUAUAGUGAGUAACGCCUCUGGCUGGAAACUAGUGGAAAGUACAAAAGAAAAAUGGAAAUUCCUUAUUUAUGUAGGGUUAAGUUUCGACUCGCGGAAAUAGAUGGCACGACUACAUAAAUUUCAAUUAAUAAUUCCAGAAUUAUUGUAGGUCACGAUGAUGGUAGAAAUCUAAAUGUAUCUAGUAUUAAAGUGUUCUAAGUAUCUAGUAUUAAGGUGUUUUACUUAAUAAAGAAAAUUUGUUUCUUAAUUAUUGUAAAUCUUUCUCUUUUUGAUUCAUUCAAAUUACCCUUUGGUUUCACAAGAGGUUCAACCACGACACUCUUGUCGUUAGGGUCAAGAUUUCUUGCAGACCCGUCUGUUUCUAAAUAAUAUGAUAUCCUAUAUUUGCUAGCUAAUCACACAUACAUAAAAACAUAGUUUGUUGUGUGGCCUAACUGAAUUCCUAAGAGAACAGCUAACUUUCAGAUCACCACAAAUCUCUGUUUAUUAUAUUGAUUGAGUCGAUUUAGAGGAGUAUGAGUUGGGUCAUUAACUGCUUUAAAAACAAAAAGAUUGUCUUUUUCUCAAAAAAGGCAACACAGCAAACUGACCAUGUUUGUAAUGCUCUACCGUGAUAUCACGUUGGAAAAGAUUCCAUUGCUGCAUCGUUCUUUUUUAGUCUGGUUUUAAAAAAUUGGUGUUCGACUAAAUAGUUGUUUUUCCUAUCCUCCUUAGUUUGGAAUACAAAUAUGUUCAUUAUGUCUAGUUUUUCUAGCAAUUUUUUGUCCCCCCCCCCCUCCCUCUGUGGUACAGUGCAAGUUCUCAAGAAUAUCAGCUGGGUAGGAAAUUUUUCAUUCAAUAAAAAUUAAUAAAUGCAAAUAGUUUCUACCCAGGAUCCGUACUUACCGGAGGGACCGUCGGAGGGACGUUCGGAUACAAUUAGCGUCUCUUUGUAAAGACAAUAAAGUGGACUUUACUAAGAGACAAGACAUUUACUCAACAUACACUACAGACUACACUAGGUAUCUGAUUGGCAUGAUAUAUUAAACCAUGCCAAUGGCUGUUAGUAGUCGAGGCCUUAAACUAAAUAAAUAAAAAAAAUGUUAUACAAUGUUCGUUCGUACUUUCAUUUAGUUUUUUAGAUAUGUAAAACUUGUAAAAUAUAAAAUAAAUAUUUAAAAAUAUGUAGUAUUUUGUGAAGCAGUUUAGUACAAAGAUGUCUAAUAUCAAAAAUAAUCUUAUUUACACAAAGACAAUCUAUUUUUAUUUUGACUUUUGUUCUUUCUUUAAGGAUGAAAUAGGUACUAUAUUUUGUGAUUCAUUUAAUAAGGGGGAAAUUCCUUUUUAGGUGACAAAAAUGCAAAUUUUAAUCGCCUUAAAACUUAGACUAGUUUCCUUCACAUAUGAGUUGAAUUCGUUAAUUAAGAGAUAAGGUCAUAAUUUCGAGAUUAAGGUCUCGGCCGAAUUGCAACAAAGGCUGAUAAACUUGUGCUGAAACCAAAACACCAGAAUUAAGAUCGAAGCAUCCACAUUCGCAGAGGUAGGAGUUGGAAGAGUAGUUACACAAGGAUAUGUUUUAUCACCACUGCUAUAUACCUAAUUCAUAUUUCGAAUUCCCAUUUAAAGAGGCACCGGAGGAUUCCAACGACGGAGUCACGGUGAAUGGCGUAAACAUUAACAGUAUCAGAUACGGCGAAGAUACGGUAUUGAUUGAGGAUUCCGACGUGUGAACCAAAGUGGUAUCAAACCGAAAAAAUCAAAAUAUAACUCAAUCUUGCACAAUACACAAACACAGCUCAGAACAGGUCAAAAAGUUCAACAACCUAGAUUUUUGAAACUCGACUAAGUUUAUCAAAAUGCUCAUGCUAAAAUCUUGUCGACUAUCCUCUAUGCAGUUGAAACGUUGACUCUCAAAAUAUCAACCUUAAUGAACAGGAAGCCUUUGAAAUCUACCGUAUCGUAUUGAUGUCUUAUACCUCAAACCAAAAAGUGCCGCAUAGGAUAGGCACCCCAGAUAACAAUAUAAACUUGUUUCAAACUUGCAACAAGUUUGAUACAUCAAACAUGAAAGCUUGCUGCAGGUUUGCCAUGGCAACUUUGCAAACUUGCUAGUUACACUGUGACAAACUUGCACGAAGUUUGUUUUUUCAAAUUUGAUACAAACUUGAUAUACCAAACUUGCUGAAGGUUUGUUUUUGUUUUGUUGCAUGAAGUUUGUUUUUUCAAACUUGAUACAAACUUGCUUACGGUUUGUAUUGACAUACUAGCCACAAUUUGAAUAAAACAAGGUGAAUAAAAAAUACAAUACCAUUUUAUAAAACUAUUUAUUAAUCACUCAACUAAAAUACAAUCUAUUUUCUAAAAUUACUUAUUGGAACUUACAUUAAAACCGGUAGCUUCAGAUUCCGAUUGUGUUCCGAUGCUCAUAGUUUAGUCUAUCAGCUCUGAAACAAAUAAAAGGAAUUGUUAUAAACUCUUGCUGUGUGAACAGAAUUAAUAUUUGCUAUUAAAAGAGAUAAAAAGAUGUUAAAGUAACAAUUUUACAAUAAAACCUAAAACUUAUUUAUAUAUAAUAUAUUAUAAAUAAAAUUUAUUUUAAAUGUAGUAUACCUAGAUAGUAUGUAAAUACAGCUAGAAGCUACGAAAAACAAAAAACUUACCUCAAUUUCACCAAAGCAAAAAGAAUACCAAUCGGUAAGCUUAGUAAACUUCAAAAAGAAGCUUCAGCUUAGUAAUAAUAAUUAAAGUAAUAGUCUAGGAGAAUUGUAGGGUAAAUUUAAGUUAAAAACUAAAAACUCAAAGAAAAAUAUAACAUAGGACAUAACCACAAAUUAUCACCGCUUGGCACUUGGCAGGUUACUUACCCGUGUUGCCAACUGUCGAGUAAGCUUUUUCCCUCAACGUACCUUAAAAAUUCACAAUUUUAUGAUAAAAUUCCCUCCAAUGCUCCUAUUUAAAAAAUCUGUGAAAAUAUGUUGAAUUAUUUUCAAAUAUUUUGAUUUUUUUAAAUAUUUUACAAUUUGAACUGAAGAAAAGAGUCCCUUAAUAAGUUAACUUUUUCCCUUUGAUGUUGAAAAUUCUCGCAAAAAGCGAAAUUUCCCUCCGGUGGCAUCACUUUCGUUAGCGUGGGCGUGACAUCAGUCAGGGUACCGAACAAAACCGAACCGAACCGACCGUAACGUCUAAGUCAACCAAAUAGAUGGCACGCGUUACGUGGCUUUGCAACAUUGCAAGUGUAAGCUUGCAGCAAAGUUGCUACAAACAUGAAUCAUCAUCUUUGUCAUAACAAUAUUGCAGCACACUUGACACAAACUUGCCUCGUUAUAUUUGAACAGCAAUUUAAAAUCAAAGAAGAAUCAAACUUGCCACAAGUUUACAUGCUAUCUGGGACGGAAAGAGAACUUUUCAAUACAACGAAAGUUAGGAAAUCAUCAUACAUAGACCGCGUACGGAGAGGCCACAUACUAUACCAAAUUUUCAACCAAGAUGCAGUAGAAAUAAACAAACCAAGAUACGUUAAAUGCUACUAGGAGCACUCCUGAAUCAUAAUUUACAAUGUAAUAUAUUGUAAAUCCCAAAUCAUGAUAAGUAUAUACAUUGUAAAUUAUGAUUCAGGAGUGCUCCUAGUAGCUUUUAACGUAUCUUGGUUUGUUUAUGUCUACUGCAUCUUGAUUUUAAAUUUUGUAUAGUAAGAACAGCUGAAGACAGAGAGAAGUUUAGAUCCAUCUAUUAAGGAAAGGAAACUUUAAGAAGAUAAUGUUAUAACUUCAGUUACAUAUUAUGGUAUGUUAGACAUAUCAAGGGCUACUAGUUAUCAUUCUGAGCGUUUUCGAUUGGAACUUUUGAAAAAUUUUCGUGUUGGUUCAUUUACCGCAUUUCCAUAUUUCUGUCAUAUGUCCAGGUUUUUGCUAACUCUACGAUUAUUAUGCACGAUUUUUUUUAAUUUGUGUCUUAUAUGCAUUAAGUCCCCUUAAUUUUCCUAACUAGCGUGUUUAUUGAUUUGAAUUUGUAUGACUGUGGCUUAAAUGUCAAGUCAGCUACUAUAUUUUUAUGUUUCAACAAUUGUUUUCUUUAAUUUUGUCCCUUGUUAGGGGGGACAUUUUCCCUCCCAGUAGAUCCGCCACUCUGUGAGUCCGAGCUAAAAUCCCUAACUGAACCUAAUUUAAGGAAAAAAUUAAUAUAAAAUAAAAAUAGAAAGUCUCCAUCUACAGUUCACAUAUUCUAAGGCGCCUAUGGGGGAUGACGCCAUGCGCAGUACUAUAGUCGAUGUAUGAGAGAGAAAGUAUUCGAAAUAAUGGAAUAUAAAAUUUGUUAUUUCAUUAUUUCGAAUACUUUCUCUCUCAUACACCGAUUAUAGUACUGCCCAUGGCACCAUCCCCCAUAGGCGCCUUUAGAAUGAGUGUACUGUACUUAAUAUCCAUAAAUGUAUCCAAAGGUCAAAAUUAAAUUAAAUAAAAUUAAAAUAAAUAUCAUUUUGUACAUAUCUAGUGUAAGGUUUAAAAUUGUCAUCGUGUUCUAUUGGAAAGAAUUUAAUAUAAAAAGAUUACUCAGCAACGUACUUAAGUGUAUAUUAGUCUUGAAAAUGGCGGCUUUAGUAUUAAUUUGUAAGAUUUUAUAGACUUUAUAAUUUAAUUUAUUAAUGAAGUAGAUAUAUUUUUGUAUUAUGUAUAUUACUUUUGGAUCUUAAUGUAUGUAGGUUAAAGUUUCAUAAAUGUUUAUAAAUAAUUGGAUGAAGGAUCUUUUGUACUUAAAUUUUGCAAUUAUAAACUUUGCCAAUUAUACCAAAGAUAUAUUUCUUUGUAUUGUAUCAAUCCAUUUAUUCUGUAAUAAAUAAAAUUAUAUGAAAUA